AUGCUCUGCCAAAUCUGCCAGGAGCGCAUCUUCCACAAUGGAUCUCCGACAUGGACACAGAAUAUGGAUGAGGAUGAGGAUGGGGAUGAGGAUAAGGAUGAGGAUGGGGAUGAGGAUGAGGAUGAAACAGAGUGGGCACUGCACCACAAAGAUUUCGAAACUUUCGACGCUUCUAUCAAAGAAGGGUGCUUCAUAUGCAAUCGUGUUUGGGCCUCUCUGCAACCAUCAGAACAGCUUUCCAUUUCUGACCGCGAAGAAGCUAAGAACGACAACAGCAAGUCAAGUGAUACACAGCAUCGAAUUUCUCCUGACCCGGAACUCAGCACACUUGGAACGAGAGAUUGCCUUCUUGAAUAUCAAAUUCUUGAGGACGUAGACCUAGACCAGUCUCCCAACUGGUAUCGGUUAAGAUUCCGUAGUUCGUUGAUUACUUUCACAGAGGCCCCCAAAUUGGUUAUAAACAAAAUUGAUGCGUCUAUCAUUCUCGAAAUCAGCGAAAUACCAGCCAAUUCCAAAUCAGCAGAGUCGUUCUCGCUUGCUAGAGAUUGGAUUACAGAAUGCGACAAGCUUCACAAGUCUUGCCAAGCAGCUGCAGCUGGAACGUAUUAUCCCACUCGGCUUCUCGACUGUGGCUUGCCAGGAAGUCCUGAAAGCUGCCGUGUCAUUGAAUCGAAAUCUGCUUCUAUCACUGGACCGUAUUUAACUCUGAGCCAUUGCUGGGGACACACCGAAUGCUUGAAAAUCACGACUACCAACUACAACGAGUUGCUGACCGACAUUCCGGUAUCCUCACUUCCCCUACUGUACCAGGAUGCAGUACAUGCUACCCGUCAGCUGCAGCACAGAUACAUUUGGAUCGAUUCCCUUUGCAUAAUUCAAGAAGGUGACAAUCACAGAGAUUGGCAGCAACAAGUGACCUUGAUGAGCGAAGUUUACUCCCAUGCGGCUUGCAAUAUCUCCGCGGCGACCUCGCCAAAUGCUGAGCACUCGAUGUUCAACUCGCGUGACUCAACGCAAGUCAUUAUAGAGACAUUAGAUCUUUCUAUCAACAGUCAAGACGUUUCAAAAUAUGUUAUCAGAGAUGAGAAUAUCUGGUCCCAUAACCCUUGGCUCUGGAUAAACGAAGUUCGAGAGGCUUGUGUGAACGGCCGUGGUUGGGUCCUACAAGAACGCGUACUAUCCGUCCGUAAUUUGUACUUUGGAAAAAGUCAGUUAUACUGGGAGUGCCAUGAGAAGGACGCCAUGGAGGUUUGGCCCGCUGGUCUACCAAGCUAUUUUUAUAAUUCAAAACCACGGAUCAAAUCGCUGCUUCAGCACGGUCUUGAAAGCGUAAGUACGAUUAACAAUGACUUGGAAUGGCUGAAAGCAUGGAAUUGGAUUGUGCGGACUUACUCUUUUUGUGGCUUGACUAAGUCUUCGGACAAGUUACCCGCUAUCUCAUCACUUGUGAAAAGACUUCGUUCCAGCACGAAUGACGAAUAUGUCGUGGGGCUGUGGCGCAGUGUUCUGCCCCAACAGUUGUUUUGGGAAACUUUGUAUCAACCGCCUCCGCUGAAAGAUUACCGUGCUCCAUCUUGGUCAUGGGCAGCAGUUGACGGACUGGUAACAUAUGAUUUGAAGCUAAGCAGGCCACUGGAGGCUCUGGUGACUGUUGAAGGCUUAGAGAUAGAUUAUUUGACGGACGACGAUACACAGCAGGUCAAUGGCGGAUGGUUGGGGCUGCGGGGUAAGUUGAGGACGAUCACACUCACUCGCAGCGAUAAGUCUAUGUGGAUAAACAGUCAUGAGUGGUAUGGAGCAAAUAUUUGGUUCGACACUAUUGGUGAACCUUUUGAUGGAGACACUACGGAGCGGAGCGUGUAUGGCCUGCCGGUAUGUCUGUAUACAGCGGAUCAGAACGGAGAUGAAGGGGAGAAGCCAAAAGACUUGUACGCUUUAAUUCUGCAUGUCGUUGACAAAGGCAAAGGGAUAUAUCGUCGAAUUGGCUACUGGUAUGCGUCAAUUUCCCAAGAGCACCUUGACGAAAUUCUGGGCUUCACAGACGGAGAGGAGGAAUUUCCCUGCGAGAAAUACGAAGACGGAUACCACUACAUCCGUAUCAUCUAG
This is a messenger RNA of Cadophora gregata, 2106 nucleotides long. RefSeq lists its product as uncharacterized. Lineage: Eukaryota; Fungi; Ascomycota; Leotiomycetes; Helotiales; Ploettnerulaceae. The record is from RefSeq and is a predicted model, not a curated record. The coding region runs from base 1 to 2106 and encodes 701 amino acids. The transcript has 5 exons.